Cannabis sativa is the source of this 904-nucleotide messenger RNA. RefSeq lists its product as uncharacterized. The transcript is spliced from 7 exons. The coding region runs from base 57 to 764 and encodes 235 amino acids. Lineage: Eukaryota; Viridiplantae; Streptophyta; Magnoliopsida; Rosales; Cannabaceae. The record is from RefSeq and is a predicted model, not a curated record.
UUCGCGUGCGACUGACUGCUUCGAAGUCGUAAAAUAACAAUAUUCUUCCCGUAGUGAUGGGCAUUUUGAGUAAAGGGUCCCGACUACUCACAACAACAACUCUCAGACUCAGACUCUUCACACACCACCAAUACCCAUACCAACACCUCACAAGAACUCACCGUUUUCGCAAACUUUCCAUGGAUACUGCUGGUGCCGGAGCUGGAGUUGCUCGCUUCCCUUUGUCUGCCUCCACCUCUCUCGUUAUUCAGAGAGGAGACCUCACUAAGUGGUUCAUCGACGGAACAACCGACGCCAUAGUUAAUCCUGCGAAUGAGCGAAUGCUAGGUGGUGGUGGUGCAGAUGGAGCCAUACAUAGGGCUGCUGGUCCAGAUCUUCUGAAAGCAUGCUAUAGUGUCCCAGAAGUUAGACCUGGUGUUCGCUGCCCCACCGGAGAAGCAAGGAUUACCCCAGGGUUUAAGCUGCCUGCAUCUCAUGUCAUUUUCACUGCUGGACCCAUUUAUAGUGGCAACCCUACUGCUGCAGACUCUCUAAGAAAUGCAUACAAAAAUAGCUUGAGGGUUGCUAAAGAGAACAACAUUCAAUAUGUUGCGUUUCCUGCUAUAUCAUGUGGUGUAUAUGGGUAUCCUUAUGAAGAAGCUGCCACAGUAGCCAUAUCAACAAUUAAAGAGUUUGCAAAUGACAUUAAAGAGGUACACUUUGUUAUGUUUCUUGAAGAGAUUUACUUUGUUUGGUUGAACAAAGCAAAUGAAUUGCUUAAAUAAGCAAAUUAAAGAUUGUGUAAAUCUACUAUAUUUAUCGUUUCUAUUGUUGUGUGUGAGUGGGAGAAAUGUUACCAUUUCUUAUCAUAUAUAUAUAUUUGAAUAAUUUAUAAUAAGUUUUAUUAAAUUUAAAGAGGCUGAAA